GCUGAGCCGCCCGGACCCGGACGCCCUCCGCGAGUCCGCCGCCCCUGCGCUUCGGCCCCCUCCCUCCACCGGCAGCCCGCCCGCAGGCGCCACGGACAAAGAGGCGGCGGCAACUUCUGUUGCCACGGCGAUGACGCCAAGCAGAAGCCGGGAUACCGCGGCCGCCGAUGACAUCGCCGCAUUCGGACGGGCGCUCGCAGCGCAGGAUUCCGAGGCGGCCGACCGGGAAGAGCGAGGAAGGGGCAGUCCCGGCAAAUUGCAAUCCGAGGUGAUCGUAGCCCCGCCUCCUCCGUGGCCAUUCGCCGCCCCCCAGCGCCCGUCCACCAGCGUCCUAGCGGCUUUCAUCACCCCCAAGCGAACCCGUCUCCACGGCGACGAGGAUGCUGACGAUCUCCGUCGCCGUGCGGAUGCGGGAGGAGAACCGCCGCGCGAUGUCGUCCGCGAGGCGCCCGGCAGCCAAUCGGGAGGCUGCGUUGCGGAGCGGGACUCGGGCGGCCUCUCUGCUCUGGAGGAGGAACAGGAGGAGGAGGAGGAGGAGGAGAGGAGGAGUAGGCGGCGGCGGUGGCAACACGAGGAAGAGAAGAGGAGGCUGCUGGCGGAGGAGAAGCGGCGACUCUUCCAGGAACAGGAGGAGCUGAGGAAGCUGAAGGAGAGGAGGCGCCGCCAGGAGGAGCAGCUCCUCCAGGAGAAAGGAGAGCGCGACCGCCGGCUGCGGCAGGAGGAGGAGGAGGAGGGGAGGAGGCGCCGGGACGCCCGCCAGGAGGAGGCCGGACUCGUGAGGAGGAGGGAGGAGGAGGAGGAGGAAGAGGAAAGGAGCAAGGAGGAGGAGCGCCGGCAGAGGAGGGAGGAGGAGACACGACGGAUGCUGCAACGAGAGAAAGAGGAGGAGGCGGAGAGGAGGAGGCGGCGCGGGAGAGAGGAGGAAGCAAAGGAAGAGGAGAGAAAAAGGAGGCAGAAAGAGGGGAAGGAAGAAGAGGAACGGGAGAGGGAGAGAAAGAGGAGGCUCGACGGGGACCGGCUGAGGGAGGAGAAUGGCGGAAUGGAGAGGACGAAAAAGGAGGAAGAGGCGGCGACAGGGGAAGAAAGACAGAAAAGGGAGGGUGAGCCGAGGAAGAGGAGGUGGGAAGAGGAGGAGCGGAGAGUCGAGGACGAGAGGCAACGAUUGAGGGGGGAGCAAGACAGGAUGCGGAAGGAGGAGGAGAUGGAGAGGAAGAAAAGCGAGGAGGAGGAGAGAAAGAGGAGGUGCGACGAGGAGGAGAGGGUGACGCCAAGAUUGAGAGAGGAGAAAGAGACGGUGGAGAAAGAGAGGAGGCACGAGGAGGAGGCGAGGAGGGACGAUGGAGAAAGAAAAGAGGAUCGGGAGAGGGAGGAGAAUGAAAGGAUGGCGAGGAAAAAAGGGGGGGAACUGGAGAAGAAGGAAGAGGAGAGAAUCGAUCAGGAGAUGCAGAGAUUGAGAGAGGAGAAAGAAUGGAGGGAGAAAAGGAAAGCAGAGCUAAAGAGAAGGGAGGAAGAGGAGAGGAGGAAAGAGGAAGAAAGAAAGAUGGAGGGCGAAGAGAGAAAGAGGAGGUGUGAAGAGGAGGAGAGCGUCAAGGUGGAAAAGGAGAGACGGCAAAGAUCGAGGGAGGAGAAUGAGAGGAAGAAAAUGGAGGAAGAGAGGAGGAGAAAGAAAGAGGAGGAAGAAGAUAGGAGGUGUAGAGAGGAGGAGAGGCUGAAAGUGGAAACGGAGAAAGAGAUGACAAGAUUGAGGGAAGAGAAAGAGGAGGAGGUGAAGCAGAGGCGUGGCCAGCAGGAGUCGCUCGGUGCUCUCCGGCUCCCCCUGCUGGGCGCCAGCUGCAUGACGCCCCCAAGUCUCAGCCAAUCAGGAGAGACGCAGGCAGCCGAUCAGCGUGGAACUGCUGAGGUGGACGCUCCUGCUAGGCCAAUCGUAGCAAAGGCCCCGCCUCUUGGUCCUCCUGCUGUGUCAGUGGUCGAAGACGUGUCCAAGUUAGCAGACGAGAAGACGUCAACCCUUUCAGAAGGGUCGCUGCGGACAUCGGCAGCUGAGGAAGAGGAGGAGGAUGAAGAGCGUGCGGCACAGGGUUGCCAGUCGGCAGCGGCUGAACAGAACCCGCCGGGUUCUGAAGGUUCACUUGAGGUCCACGUGGAUCACGCGGUGGACCCGUUCCCCUGGACCGCGUCCUCCGCCGAACCGGAGCCCGGACCUUCAGAUCGGCCGCAGCUCAGUCUUGUCGCCCGGCUGCGUCUGGUUGCCAAGGAGCGGGAGGAAGAACGAGAGAAGGGGAGUAGCAGGGAAGAAAGGACAGAGGAGGAGCAAGGAAAGCCAAAGAGGAGAGGGGAAGAAAGAAGGGAGGAGGAGGAGGAAGGGACGAAGGAAGAAGAGGAGGCUCGAGAGCUGAAGAGGAGGGGAGAAGGAAGGAGGAAGGAGGAGGAAGAAGAAACACCCAAUGGCGGGAAAGAUGAGGAGAAGGAAGGAGGUGAAAAACCCAAAAUGGAAGAGGAGGAGAUGAAGAGUAGGGUGAGGGCAGGAGGACGAGAGGAAGCGAAGCGCAGUAAGGGCGAGGAUCUGCAACACGACCGGCAGGUCGUCGGCAGCCGAUCGGAGGUUGAGCUGCCACUCGGGGAGGCGGAGCUUUAUGACAUUGGGUAUGAGGAGGAGCAGGAUGAAGGUGAUGAUGAUGAUGAUGAUGAUGAUGAAGAGUAUCGGCCAACACACCUCAAACCAGCUGGGAUCAAAAACCCUGGUGAUCCUUGUCCUGGUAGCCAUCCUGGUCAUCCUGGUCCUCCUGGUAAUUUUACUCGCACUGGUACCCGUGGUUCUCCUAGUCCUUCAAAUCCUCCCAGUCCUCCUGGUCAUCUUGCUUCUCCUAGUCCUCUGAGUCUUCCUAGUACGCUCAGUCCUCUUGGUGAUUUUACUCACGCUUGUACCCAUGAUCCUCCUGGUCAUCAUGGUUCUCCUAGUCUUCCUGGUCCUCCUGGUCUUCUCAGUCCUGAUUUUUGUCAUGCUGGCACCCACGGUCCUUCUGGUCAACUUGGUUCUCCGUGUCCUCCUGGUGAUGUCGCUCCUCUCGGUCUCCCUGGUCUUCCUGGUUCUCCCGGUCCGGACUCAGUCGUGGAGGAGGAGGCUGGCGCCGAUGCGGAGGAGUUGGAGUUUGAGGCAGGUCACGAGGAUCUAGGCUCCAUAUGGUCGGCCGAGCUCUACGUGGGGGGCCACGCCGGAGGCAGACCGUCUGCCCCACAUCAUGACCACAACGACCUCGAUGUGGCACAAAACGGCGGCGCCCGUGGAGACGGAGAUAAGCGCGUUAGCGUCACACGGAGUCUGCGGGAGGAAGAGCGGCUCCUAUUGGACAGAAUCCAGGUGAUGUCACUGGACACGCCCCCCGGCACCAGGAAGCUCCCGGUUCCCGCGCCGGGCGAGAUCCAAGAUGCGGAGACGGAUGGCGGGCGGCGAUUGGUCGAGUGCUCACCGGGGCCGUCGGGAGACUGCGUGUCUGUCGAUCAAUGCAUCGAUGGCGCCGCUCGCCUUAGUAACAGCGACGCAGCUUCACAAGCCGGGCUAAUCAGAGGGGCGGCUGACAGGCAGGAGGACAACGGCGGCGAGUGUGACCGUCAGGGCCCGGCGACCUCCAGCCGGUCGCUGCUGCGGUGGUGUCAGGAGGUCACAGCCGGCUACGCGGGGGUCAAGGUCACCGACUUCGGCGCUUCCUGGAGGAACGGCCUGGCCUUCUGCGCCCUCCUGCAUCGCUUCCACCCCGACCUCGUAGAUUUUGACGAGUUGAAAGCGCACGACAUCGAAAUGAACAACAAGAAGGCCUUCGCCGCCUUCGAGUCUCUGGGCAUCUCGCGCCUUCUGGAGCCGUCCGACAUGGUUCUGCUUUCGGUUCCGGACCGCCUCAUCGUCGUGACGUACGUCAGCCAGCUGCGGAGUCGCUUCACGCAGCGGGAGCUCGGCGUGCUGCACCUCGAGAGCGACGCCAGCCGCUACGGCCCCGCCCCCGCCCCCGGCGAGCCCGGCGCCGUGCCGUUCCCGCCGCCGAGAGCCAAGAGGCCGCUUAAAGAGGAGUCCGCGUUUCCUCUUCCCGAGGAUGAAGGAGAAAGCGUCAGCGAGUCUGCAGGAAGCCUUCGGGAACUUGAGUCCCAGCAUACGAAAGCAGAAGACAAGGCAACGGAUACGAGUCAAUACGUGCUGAGCGAGCUGGCGGCGUUGGAGGCGGAGCAAAAGCACGUCGACGGCAGGGCGGCGGCGGUGGAGCGGCGGCUCAGGAGCCUCAUGGAAACCGGAAGCGACCGCGCCGAGGAGGAGCGGCUGAUUCAGGAAUGGUUCACGCUGGUCAACAAGAAGAACGCGCUGAUACGAAGACAAGACCAGCUGGAACUCAUGCAGGAGGAGCGGGACCUGGAGCGGAGGUUCGAGCUGCUGACUCGGGAGCUGCGGGUCACGAUGGCCGUCGAAGACCGGCAGAAGUCGCGCGCCCAGUGCGAGCGCGAGCAGCGCCUCCUGCGGGAGUUGCUGUCUCUGGUCGACCGGCGCGACGACGUCAUCAGAAACAUGGACGCCAAGGAGCGAGGGGCGCUGGAAGAGGACGAGCGUCUGGAGCGCGGCCUGGCGAUGAGGAGGCGCAAGUACGACGACAAGGACAAGUGUGUUGUGCAGUAACGCGCGCACACGCACGACUGCUGUGCUUUCCCUGUCACGUCACUGUUUAUUCAUUUGCGUGUAGAUUUUACGCUGGUGUGUGUGUGUGUGUGUUUUAAAAAAAUAUGUUGACGAUGAGCCGGACUCGACAUGGCGGCUGUCGUCCGUUAGGAGUGUUAAAUUUACGCUUGAAUUCAAAUGUUUUAAAUAUCUCAGCGUUAUGAAGAUUUUCUUUAGCGAGACGAGAUUUGACAAACAAUGUAUGACGUCACCAUCCGGCAGGGGGCGGAGCCAAGUGAGCUUCAUCAAGAUAACUUAUUGUAAUCAAUAUUAUCGUCUUGACGAUAAUAAAUUAUGAUGAAUAACUCAAAA
This is a messenger RNA of Phycodurus eques (leafy seadragon), 5008 nucleotides long. Its product is annotated as trichohyalin-like. Lineage: Eukaryota; Metazoa; Chordata; Actinopteri; Syngnathiformes; Syngnathidae. Bases 131 to 4657 code for a protein of 1508 amino acids. The record is from RefSeq and is a predicted model, not a curated record. The transcript is spliced from 19 exons. Gene Ontology annotation, molecular function: protein binding. Gene Ontology annotation, cellular component: microtubule organizing center; filamentous actin. Gene Ontology annotation, biological process: actin cytoskeleton organization.